Molecule: messenger RNA, 2139 nt
Organism: Pelodiscus sinensis (Chinese soft-shelled turtle)
Lineage: Eukaryota; Metazoa; Chordata; Testudines; Trionychidae
Source: RefSeq, a predicted model, not a curated record
AUGGACAGGUCGCUUGUUCGCGUCAUCAGCUCCAUUUUGGUCCUUUGGGACGGGGAGAAGCUGUUUGGAAGUGGGGGAUGGCUGCAUUGUGCUCCAUCAGAACCUGGUCUCCUGGCUGUGUGCGCCUGGGCCCCUGCGGGUGUGGUACCCCAGCCUGCCCUGUGUUACUCACCUGCUGCCCUGUGCCCUCCCCAGGUGGAGGAGAGCAUCCUGAACAUUGGCAAGUUCCACAGCAUUGUCAGACUGGUGGCCUUCUCCCCGUUCCGAUCCGCCCAGAGUGCCUUGGAGAACAUCAACGCAGUCUCAGAAGGGAUCCUCCAUGAGGACCUCAAGCUGCUCCUGGAGACCAACCUGCCGGCCAAGAAGAAGAAAGUGUUGCUGGGAGUCAGCGAUGCCAAAAUCGGGGCUGCCAUCCAAGAGGAGCUGGGUUACCAGUGCCAGGCUGGCGGGGUCGUAGCAGAGAUCACACGAGGGAUCCGCCUGCACUUUCACACUCUGGUGAAGGGCCUCACUGCCCAGUCGGCCUCCAAGGCACAGCUGGGCCUGGGGCACAGCUACUCACGAGCCAAAGUGAAAUUCAACGUCAACCGGGUGGACAACAUGAUCAUCCAGUCCAUCAGCCUGCUGGACCAGCUGGACAAGGACAUCAACACCUUCUCCAUGCGCGUCAGAGAGUGGUACGGGUAUCACUUCCCGGAGCUGAUCAAGAUUGUGAGCGACAACUACACCUACUGCUGCCUGGCCAAGCACAUCGGGAACCGCAAGGAGCUGAGCGAGGAGAGUCUGGAGGGGCUGGAGGAGAUUGUGAUGGACAGCGCCAAGGCCCAGGCCAUUCUGGAUGCCUCCCGCUCGUCCAUGGGGAUGGACAUCUCCCCCAUUGACCUCAUCAACAUCGAGAGCUUCUCCAGCCGGGUGAUCUCGCUGUCCGAGUACCGCAAGGGCCUGCAGGAGUAUCUUCGCUCCAAGAUGAGCCAGGUGGCUCCUAGCCUCUCCGCCCUCAUCGGGGAAGUGGUGGGCGCCCGCCUGAUCUCCCACGCCGGCAGCCUGACGAACCUGGCCAAGUACCCGGCUUCAACAGUGCAGAUCCUGGGGGCGGAGAAGGCCCUCUUCAGGGCCCUGAAGACUCGUGGCAACACCCCGAAGUAUGGCCUGAUCUUCCACUCCACCUUCAUCGGCCGGGCGGCUGCCCGGAACAAGGGGCGCAUCUCCCGCUACCUGGCCAACAAGUGCACCACUGCCUCCAGGAUAGACUGCUUCUCAGAAGUCCCGACGAGCGUCUUUGGGGACAAGCUCCGGGAGCAGGUGGAGGAGCGGCUGGCCUUCUACGAGACAGGAGAGCCGCCUCGCAAGAACCUCGAGGUCAUGAAGGAGGCCAUUGUGGAGGCUAUUGAGGUGGCUGCCGAAAUCAAGAAGAAAGAGAAGAAGAAGAAGAAGCGGGAGAAGAAGCGGCUGGCAGCCCUGGCGGUGGCGGCUGCAGAGGAAGCAGAGAGCUCUGUGCUGGAGACAACUGUUGAGGCAAACGACGCGGAGCCCAGGAAGAAGAAGAAGAAGCGGAAGCAGGAGGCCUUGCUGGAGGAGAACGGGCUGGGAGAAGAGCCUUUGCCCAAGAAGCAAAAGAAACUAGCCCAGGAAGAGCCCGCCCAGCCGGACAAGAAGAAGAAGAAGAAAAAGCUCAAAGAUGAGGACUAGGCAGGGUUGCUCCCCCGUCUCACCGUGGGACAGCCCAGGCCUGCGCUGCAGGGCCCGCACUGACCACCCGCAGGCUGGCAGGACACUCCUUCCUGCCUCUCAGCUGUGUUGCUUGUCCAGCGUUUUGAGGCAGCUGCGUGUCCCAGCGUGCCCGGGGCAGCUUGCAUUAAUGCCUCCUGAGUCUGCUGGGUGCUGUGGGCUUGCUCGGGCGAGAAGCUGGAUCUGCGGCACCUGUGUUAACCUAGCCGAGACAGUUACUGCUUGGGCAGGUGCCCGUGCUGGCCUGGGGGUGUCGGUUGGCACAGCUGGACGUGAGGCCCGUACCCAGUACGGCCUUGAGCACCGUCCUCUGCACAGGACGUUCCCGUGGACGCAGGGUGUGUGGAACAGCUGCCUGGCCCCACCUGUGCCUGAAACAGCCACCAACAAUAAACGGCUCCAGUUUUUCAA